GAAAAAGAAAGGGGAAAAAAAAGAAAGAGAAAAAAGAAAAAGAAAAAAAGAGAAAAAAAAAAAGAAAAAGAGAGAGAGAGAAAGGAAAGAAAAAGAGAAGAGAAAGAGAGUAAAGAAAGAAGAGAUGAGAAGAGAAGUAAGCAAAGAGAAAGAAAGAAGAAGAAGAGAA
Messenger RNA from Zonotrichia leucophrys gambelii, 169 nucleotides. RefSeq lists its product as uncharacterized. Lineage: Eukaryota; Metazoa; Chordata; Aves; Passeriformes; Passerellidae. The annotation marks the transcript as partial. The transcript has 2 exons. The record is from RefSeq and is a predicted model, not a curated record.